This is a messenger RNA of Aspergillus puulaauensis, 1113 nucleotides long. RefSeq names its product Gfo/Idh/MocA family protein. Gene Ontology annotation, biological process: NADPH regeneration. Bases 1 to 1113 code for a protein of 370 amino acids. The record is from RefSeq and is a predicted model, not a curated record. The transcript has 2 exons. Gene Ontology annotation, cellular component: cytoplasm. Gene Ontology annotation, molecular function: nucleotide binding; oxidoreductase activity. NCBI's taxonomy places the organism in Eukaryota, Fungi, Ascomycota, Eurotiomycetes, Eurotiales, Aspergillaceae.
AUGGGUUCAAGUAUCGUCCGCGUUGGUGUGAUCGGUUGUGGUGAAAUUGCCCAGGUAUCACAUAUUCCAACAUUCAACUUCCUGUCCGACUACUUUGAGGUCACCUACCUCUGCGAUAUCUCCACAAAAGCCCUACAACACUGCAAGCGCAAGGUGGCCGGAAAUCCUCCCAAUACCACAAAAUCCGCCGAAGAACUGUGCAGCUCAUCUGAAGUCGACGCGGUUCUGGUUUGCAAUGCAUCUGCUUAUCAUACUGAACAUGCACUGCUUGCCCUAAAGAACGACAAAUCGGUCUUGGUCGAGAAACCGCUCACAAGCUCAUACGAAGACAUCGAGAGGCUCCAGGCUGCGGAAAAAGCUUCCAAAGGCCGGUUGAUGGUGGGAUACAUGCGACGUUAUGCACCUAGCUUCCUUGACGCCAUCGCAGAGAUUGGAGGAAUCUCACAGAUUCUAUACGCCCGAGUCCGCGAUAUCAUCGGACCCAAUGCAGUAUUCGUUGGACAGUCAGGAACAUACCCCAAGCGUUUUGAUGAUUACGCCCCCGAAGAUUCACAAGCUCUACAGGAUAAGGAUCGGACGGCUUCAGAUGAGGCGCUAGCUGCUUUCGGAGUCAUUGCCAAUGACGAGACUCGCCGGAUGCUGAUGCUAUUGGGUGGAUUGGGGACACAUGAUUUAUCUGCCAUGCGAGAGGCUAUUGGGAUGCCAAAAAGCGUAAAAACUGCAGUGCUGAAGCUUCCUAUCUGGACAGCAACUUUUGACUACGGGUCAUUCCCAGUUGUCUAUGAAUCCGGGGUCAAUCAAGUCCCUAUUUUCGACGCUCACAUUGAGAUUUACGGGCCAGACAAGAUUGUCCGCAUCAACUACGAUACCCCAUAUGUUAAAGGGUUACCAACUACAAUGACCGUGCGUGAGAAAACGACCGGCCCGCGUGGGGAGGAAUGCUACCAAGAGCGCAACGUGCGAACCACGUACGAGGAUAACUAUACAGUGGAGUUCAAGGCGUGGCACGAGUCUAUCGUCCACAGAAGUGAACCUAAAACAACGAUCGAGGACGCCCGACAGGACGUAGACCUGAUGCAGAUGCUGCUGCGUGCGGCUUUCCCAAGUGAAUGA